GUUUUGGUUUACUAUCUGCUUAUUUAAGAGAAAUUGAAAAUGAAACUGCACUGCAAUGUGGAAGUUAAUAACAGAAUCUCUUCUAUAAAUAUAAUACGACGAAAACCACAACGUUCAGUAUUAGCAAUUGGAAGACAUACAGUCAAAAGCAAUGACUUGUGCAUACUUUGGCAAACAUUGCAAAAUAAACAGGGGACUAAAUAUAAGAUUGAUAAUAACAUAGAUAAAAUAUUUACCAAAUUUAUUAAUGAAGGAAAAGCAACAAUACGUCUGAUAGAACCACCUCAUGAUUUAAUUAUUCAAUCUGAUACAAUUCAACUGAAAAGUUUUAUUCAUACAUUAAAGCUUGGAAUGUCUAAGCAAAUAGAUCCAUCAAUUUUGGCUAUUUCAAAUUUAAAUCCAAAAAGCAUGAGGUCUAUUCCAAAAAUUAAAGUUGUGGUGAACAAGUCUUCAGAGUAUCCAACUUUAGAGGGUUUUCCAAGAACGACUGAAGAAUUAUACUUGGUCGGAUUAACCAGAAAAUCUUUUGAUAGACAAAUUUUAAGGCUCCAAAGCUUGCGAAUAUUAAACUUAUCCAAUAAUCACAUUUCAUCUGUACCAAAAGAAUUAGGUUUGUUGAAGCAUCUACAAGAACUUAAUUUAUCACAGAAUCGUCUUAAUAAAUCCACCAAAUGGAUGUGGCUAGACCAACCUGGUAUAAAGUACAAUUUGAAAUUAUUAGACAUAAGUAACAACUUGUUAACUAUAAUACCACAAGAGAUUGGAAAGCUCCGUGCCCUUGUUAAUUUCAAAGCUAGCAAAAAUAUAUUGUCACAUUUACCACAAAGUCUUGGAUCAUUACCACAAUUGAAGUAUUUGGACGUGUCGAAGAAUAAUUUAAAAUAUAUACCAGGAAGCAUGAGAAAUUUACGAUUACUGACAUUAGAUGUCUGUGAAAAUGUAUUUGAUGGUGAAUAUUUGCAAUCUAUGACUAAUAUGGACGUACCCAGUUUAGUGGAAUGUGCAAGCAGAUCAGUCAUUAAAGCAAGAAUUCCAUAUGAUGCUAGUUCAAUUCCAUUUACAUUGGUAAAACAUUUAGAUGAAGCAAAGUAUUGUGUUUGUGGUAAUCCUUGCAUUCAUUAUUACAUAAGAAAAUUUGUGGAAUUUAACUUAACUGCAAUAGCUAACAGUGUGAAAUCUUCAGGAAAUGUUACAGUACCGUUUGAUUGUUAUUUUUGUUCAAGUACUUGUGUGUGUCGUUAUGCAAAAGUACAGUGUUAA
Molecule: messenger RNA, 1260 nt
Organism: Dufourea novaeangliae
Lineage: Eukaryota; Metazoa; Arthropoda; Insecta; Hymenoptera; Halictidae
Gene: Lrr47
Product: leucine-rich repeat protein 1
Exons: 4
Coding region: 40-1260 (406 amino acids)
Molecular function (GO): protein binding
Source: RefSeq, a predicted model, not a curated record